AUGGACAGGCUAUCAGAAAGCGAUCCUGAAGAAGAAUAUGUAGAUAUUAGUGAUGAUAAUUCGAUAGAGAUUAUACCCAAAAUAGAAAAUGAUGAUGAUACACAAAUUUGUAUCGAAGAACCCAUAAUUGUAGAAAACAGCUAUGUGUUGUACCCUAUUGUUGGAAAAGAAGCAGAUGGAAAAUUUGAGUCAAAAAGAAGGUAUAGGGAAUUCAUCGCUUUGAGAGAAAAUUUAAAGUGCCAAUGGCAAGGAUGCUAUAUUCCUCAGAUUCCUCCAAAAGUAUAUAUUGUAAUUAUAACCAUAGGGAAAUCUAUGAAAAAAUGUAAUAGAUCAAAGAAAGAAGCUCCUAGAAAGCUUUCUUCAAAAACUUAUUAAAAUUCAUCAUUUAUACCAUUCAGAACUGGUCCAAUGCUUUUUAAAAUCCUCACAAGAAAUUCCAAAAACUCCUUAUAAGUGCUCAUAUUUUCAGCUUUCUCAAAUUUACGAAAAUAGUUUUCCUGAUUACUCUAAUUUUAUCGCAAAUCAAGAGCAUAUCCUGAUGCUAGAAAACGAAAAAAUAUAUUUUACUUCUCAUUUAAAAGAUUUACAACUUUUUAAAUAUAAUUGCUAUGGAACGGCUUGGAGUUUUGAUCAGUAUAAUGAAAGAUUGCAAAUAAUGUAUCAAGGGCUGAAAGGCGUCUCCAAAAUUUAUGCUAAAGAUAAAGAUAUAAAAACGAAUAUAAAAGUUCUCGAAAAGAAUCCUUAUUCAAUAUUAGAAGAUUGGGCAAGUUCUGCGAUACUAGAUAUUGAGGCACUUAUUGAAGCAAUAACAUGCAUUGAUGCAUUUAAAGCAGAAUUAAUCAAAAUAGAAGAAAAUCGAGAAGAAGAAAAAAAAACCCUUUAUGAAUUGGAGAGAGGAAACUUAGGGAUUUUCCAGAUGCUUACAAUGAAGCCUAAGGAAUAUUAUAUUGAAGGAUCAAAAUUGCAGCUAAAUAGAAUAGACAAAGAAGCUUCAAGCUUACAAAAGAUCAUUAAUAUUUCUAUUGGCCAACUUUUGAAUUAUGAAAUUCCAAAAACCAAAGAAGGAAGAGAAAAUUUUGAAUCUGCAUCUCAAGCAUGCCUGAACUUGAGUGUGGACAAUUUAACCGCGCUAUUGCAGCAAAAAACCCGAAUUAAAAAAUGCUUCAAUUAA
Molecule: messenger RNA, 1171 nt
Organism: Blepharisma stoltei
Lineage: Eukaryota; Ciliophora; Heterotrichea; Heterotrichida; Blepharismidae
Source: the annotation of a GenBank genome assembly